AUGGAGGAAUUUUUCUCAAACCUAUAUCAAGUGAAUCUAAUAACUGCCGGAAUCUCAUUGGCGUGCAUACUAUUCAUCAUACUUGUUCAACAGGUGCUUCAGCCAUACCUGCGCCGCAAGUUUAAGAUUAAGAUACCCGUCCCCUCCGAUAUCGCUAUAGUAGUUAUCAUAACAUUAAUCUCAUGGCUAUUAAGUCUUAACGAUAAACAUAUGGUGGCUAUUGUUGGAGACGUACCAAACGGACUACCAUCACCAAAGUUACCUACAGUUAAACUGUUCUCGUUGUUAAUAUGGGAUUCAAUAAUGAUAUCUAUUGUCUCAUACGUGGUAUCGGCGUCUAUGGCCAAGACGUUUGCCAACAAGAAUCGCUACAAAAUCAACCCGAAUCAGGAACUGUUGGCAAUGUCUGUGGCCAACGUGUUUGGCUCGUUCUUCAGC
Messenger RNA from Medioppia subpectinata, 438 nucleotides. Lineage: Eukaryota; Metazoa; Arthropoda; Arachnida; Sarcoptiformes; Oppiidae. The record is from the annotation of a GenBank genome assembly.